AUGAAUAGAGUGAAUAAACAGAAGCUUAUUCUGGAUGUGUGUAGGUUGAAUAAAGUUGGGCUUGGUGCUUUUCUUGAAUCAAAAAUAAGGGGAGUUAAAUUGAAGGAGGUUAUGAACACUAUGUUUUAUGGGUGGGAGUACUACAGUAGUAUUAUUGUGGAAGGUAGAAUUCUGGUUAUUUGGAAUGCUAAUGUGGUGCAGCUACAAGUUUUACAGGAAAGUGAGCAACUUUUACACUGUCAAGUUCGGAUUCAUAAUCAAAAGGAUUUCUGUAUUACUUUUGUUUAUGGUUCGAAUAAUAUGGAAAUGAGGAGAUCCUUAUGGAUGGAUUUGGAGCACUUAUCGAAGGCUAGUCAUGCUUGGUUGGUUCUUGGUGAUUUCAAUGCUACUUUUGGUCCGAAUGAUAGAUUGAGGGGUCGUCCGAUCACUGUCAAAGAAAUGGAAGAUGCUAGUCAUUGGCUUGAUCUUGGAUUGGUGGAAGAAAUGAAAACUAUGGGGCCGUUUUAUACCUGGUCCAAUAACCAAGAAGGUGGGGAUCGUAUUUUUUCCAAAUUGGAUAGGGUUUUCGCUAAUGAGGCUUGGAUGGAUGAGCAUCCCUUAGCUUCGGCAUGGGUUCGGUGGGAGGUGGGGUCUGACCAUUCCAUGUUAGUGAUUAAGCAGCUGCCUGAAAUUAAGGUUGGGGUGCGACCCUUUCGCUUUUAUAACAUGUGGAUUGUGCAUCCUCAAUUUAGAGAAGUGGUCCUUAAAAACUGGAAUCAGCCUCUUAAUUUCCUUGGAAGGGGUUUAGACCAUAUUAACUGGAAGUUACUUUGGCUUAAGCAUACGUUGAAGAGCUUUAACUGGAAGGUUAUGGGGGACGUGGUGAGUAAUUACGAGAGAACCAGUGUAGCUUCAGGCAACAUUGAUUUUCAUGCAAUUGGGCAGGGGUCUGUUCUGAGUUGUGAGGACCAGCUGGGUUUGAUUAAACCUUUUACUGUCAAGGAGGUGAAAUUAGCAAUGUUUAGCAUCCAUUCUUUGAAAAGUCCUGGUCCGGAUGGGUUUGGGGUUGGUUUUUUUAAAGCUUUAUGGAAGGAUAUUGGGAAGGAUAUUACUAGGGCUGUUUUGGAUUUCUUUGAUUCCACUAGUAUACCUCUCUCUCUGAAUAGCACUUUGCUUACUCUUAUUCCUAAAGUUGAUCACCCUACUAAUGCUUCUGAGUUUAGACCUAUUGCUUGCUGCAACACCUUAUAUAAAUGCAUUUCCAAAAUGCUUUGCAAUAGACUUAACCUUGUUCUUCCUGUUUUGAUUAACCAAAAUCAAGGGGCGUUCAUUAAAAAUAGGUUCCUUGCCCAUAACGUCCUUAUUCUCCAAGAUUUGUUAAAAGGUUAUAAUAGAAGAAACAUUUCUCCUCGUUGCAUUAUGAAGAUAGAUAUAAGCAAGGCUUAUGAUUCUAUAGAUUGGAAUUUUGUGGAGAAUCUUCUUAACGCUUUGUGCUUCCCCAAGAGAUUUAUUAAAUGGAUUAUGGUUUGCCUAAGAGGUUCUUCUUAUGCUUUGGUGUUGAAUGGUAGCAUUCAAGGGAGGUUUCAAGGUGCUAGAGGGCUUAAACAAGGAGACCCAAUUUCUCCCCUUCUGUUUGUAAUAGUGAUGGAUUAUUUAACUAGAUUGCUGUUAAAGACUUCUAGGGAGAGAGAAUUCAAGUUUCACCCCUUAUGUAAGUCUUUAAACUUGGUUAGUCUUUGCUUCGCUGAUGAUCUCUUACUAUUUUGCAAAGCUAACAAGUCUUCGGUCAGGCUAAUUCAGCAGGCGUUUUCAGAUUUUACAACCACUUCUGGUUUGUCUAUCAAUAAAUCAAAGUCCAGAAUUCAUCUCGGGGGUCUGGUUGCAGGGGAGAAGGAAAAUUUGCUGCAAGAUUGUUGUCUCCAAGAAGGGCAGUUUCCCUUGAGGUAUUUGGGUAUUCCAUUGAGACCUACUAAAUGGAGGGCUUGUGAUUGUGUUAUUUUGGUUGAUAAGAUGAGAGCUCGGUUGAAAGGGUGGUCUAGUCACCACUUAUCUUAUGCAGGCCGGGUUCAGUUGAUAAACUCAGUCUUGUUGGGCAUUCGGUCUCAUUGGAUGAAUAUCUUUAUUCUUCCUCAAAAAGUGGUGAAAGCCAUUGAUAGCUUGUGUUUGAAAUUUCUGUGGGGAGAAAAAGAUAACAGAAGUAAAAUGCAUAGAAUUUCUUGGGAGCAUGUGUGCAGACCGAAGUGUUAUGGAGGGUUGGGGUUCAAAGAUAGUGCUUCUUGGAACAAGGGUGUUUCAAUUUGGGAUUAUCGCCUGAAGCAGGACCCUAGCUGGUACUGGAGGAGGAUCAUCAAGCUUAGUCACAUUUGGUCUGAAGCUGUGUUAAAAACAGCAACCAGAAAGGGUAGAAUCCAUAUGAGCACUUUGUACUCUGUAGCUUUUCCUGGAGAUAUGGUGUAUUAUGGUAAGUCUGUCUGGUGUAAGCUUUCUGCCCCUAAACACCAGUUUAUUCUUUGGAUGGCAGUGAACCAGAAGCUGAAUACAAGAGAUUGGCUUCAUGCUUGUCAUAUUCAACUUCCAUCUACUUGCUGCCCUAAAAGUGCUUCUUGCUGUCCAGACUUGGCUGAGAGAAUUUUCUUGGCCUUCUCAGUUCAGGGAGUGGACCAAGUGGCUGGCUGUGCCUCGGGAUGGCUGGUUCGCUUGGGUGAUUCAUGCAACUUGUGCAGCCGCGGUGUACCAUAUUUGGUUGAACAGAAAUCAGUGUUGGCUUAA
Messenger RNA from Humulus lupulus (European hop), 2748 nucleotides. RefSeq lists its product as uncharacterized. The transcript has 4 exons. NCBI's taxonomy places the organism in Eukaryota, Viridiplantae, Streptophyta, Magnoliopsida, Rosales, Cannabaceae. Bases 1 to 2748 code for a protein of 915 amino acids. The record is from RefSeq and is a predicted model, not a curated record.